UAAUUUAUUGAUAAUGAAAGAGAGAUAAAGGACAGGCCUUCAUAGAGAUACAAAGCCUCCAAGCUAAACAAGACCCGUAAACCAGAACAACCACCAUCCCAAAGCAAAAACAUCAAGAGAGAGAUUUUAUGAUACUGUCCGAUUCCCACUUUCAUGGUUGGGUCCAAUGGUUAUCGAAGUAUUUCCCAAGAGAUGACUGGAUGCAACUCUAGCUAGGUACUUAUCUUGCACUUCUUAUCUCCCUUGUCUUCUUUCUUCUCCUCCUAGGAUCUCUUUCAUCCUCCCUAUUCACCAGUUCUUCUGCCUUUCUAUUUUCAUCUUUUUUUCUAGCCUCCCCCAGGACCAAUCUCUUUUUCAGAUCUCUGCUCCCCUUUUUUUCUUUCACUUUUUUCCGCUUCAUUUUGCUUAUUCUUCUUGCGUCCUUUUCAAGAAAACUUGUCAUAUUUUCUCCUUCUACGUCCUUAUCAGACUGUCACCCAUCUUCCACCAGUGUCUGAUGAUGCGUAUGCUCGACCUAACUGACCACGUGAAUGUGUUCUUUCUUUCUUUUGACAGCAGACUUUGCUCGUUCUGAAGGAAAGGAUAGCCACCAGGCCUGAUCCCUGUGGAGUCUCAAUUGAGUUCGGAGGACAAUAGGUGGAAUACGACUUUCAGGCGCUGAACCCAUCCCAUUAAACUGAACCCAGCAAGAGGACAAACUCGUUCAAGAGUUUCAUAAAUUGAUGACUCUUUUUCAUAAAUACAUUCUUUCGUAGAUAUUUCUGGUUCAGAUGGCCCACUCCCUUGUAUAUUUAAGGAAGUGCGUCUUGCAGUAUUUGGGCAUCCAGCAAUUACAACAAAUACUGCAUAACAAACAACAAUGGCAAUGGCCAUCAUUUCACUACAAUGGCUUCCUACACUAGCCCUAAUUCUCCUUCCAAUUCUUGCUUUGCUUCUCAUCAGAGGCAAGAAGAAGAAGAAGCAAGACCCAGGAGUGAAGCUCCCUCCAGGCCCUUCAAAGCUUCCAAUCAUUGGUAACCUCCACCAAGUUGGAAGCUUACCUUACAAGUCCUUGUGGAACUUGUCACAAAAAUAUGGCCCUGUAAUGCAACUUCAACUUGGCAGAACCCCUGCAGUUGUUAUCUCAUCAGCCCAAGCCUUUAGGGAGGUCAUGAAAGACAAUGACCUUGAGACUUGUAGCCGACCUCUCUCUGUUGGUCCGGGCAAGCUUUCUUAUAACUUUCUUGAUGUGGCAUUCUCUCCUUACUCUGAUUACUGGAGGGAGAUGAGAAAGCUCUUCAUUUUCCAGCUCUUGUCGAUGAAGAGAGUUCAUAUGUAUUGGUAUGCGAGGGAGGAACAGAUUGAAAAGUUGAUUGGUAUCCUGUCCAAUGCUGGUCCAAACCCAGUGAACCUUACUGAGUUGGUGUUCAAUGUCAUUGAUGGCAUCAUAGGAACAGUUGCUUUUGGGAGAAAUUAUGGGCAAUUGGAAUUCAAACAGGGGUUUGUUAAAGUGAUUGGUUCAGCCAUGGACAUGUUGAGCAGCUUCCACUGCGAGGAUUACUUCCCAACAGCAGGAAGAUUCAUUGAUAUGGUGACUGGACAGUUCGCCAAGCGUGAGGAGACCUUCAAAGUUCUUGAUGGCUAUUUCGAGAAGGUGCUUAACCAACAUAUGGAUCCCAAAAGGCCAAAACCAGAUAGUAGCAAUCAAGACAUUGUUGAUGUCUUGAUCGAACUCAUGAACGAUCAAAACGCCUCUUUUAAGCUCACCAGAGAACAUGUCAAGGCCAUUCUCUUGGACGUAUUUGUUGGGGGUAUAGAUACAAGCUCAGUCACAACAACAUGGGCAUUCUCAGAGAUGCUGAAGAACCCAAGAAUCAUGAACAAGGCGCAAGCAGAGGUAAGGGGGAUUGUUGGUAAGGCAAAAAGAGUAGAAGGAAGCGACAUUGAGAAAUUCACAUACUUGAAAAAUAUUGUCAAGGAAACAUUCAGGAAACACGCACCAGUGCCUCUGUUAAUCCCACGCGAGUGCAUCAAACACUGCAAGAUUAGUGGGUAUGAUGUUUUCCCAGGAACAACUAUACUCACCAACACUUAUGCAGUCGGAAGGGACCCAAAAUGCUGGAAAAAUCCGGAUGAGUUCUUCCCAGAAAGGUUUGAGAACUCUGAUGUUGAUUUCAAAGGGGCUCAUUUUGAGUUGGUGCCGUUUGGUGCUGGGCGCAGGAUUUGCCCUGGCUUGGCUAUGGGAACCACUGCUGUGCUCUACACUCUGGCUAAUCUGCUUUAUGGGUUUGAUUAUGAGCUCCCAAAUGGGAUGAAAUUUGAAGACUUUCCAUUGAUUGAAACAGGUGGCCUCACCAUCCACAACAAGCAAGACCUCAUUGUCAUUCCCAAGAAGUAUCAGUGGAAAGAUUAGGCCUUUUUUCUUCUACUUUUAUGUCAUGUUGAAGUCAAUAAUGAAAUAAAAGACCAUAUGCAACAAAUGUCUCUGUUUCGUAUAUGAAGUAAAGAUAAAAAAAA
Molecule: messenger RNA, 2496 nt
Organism: Tripterygium wilfordii
Lineage: Eukaryota; Viridiplantae; Streptophyta; Magnoliopsida; Celastrales; Celastraceae
Product: 2-methylbutanal oxime monooxygenase-like
Exons: 2
Coding region: 860-2392 (510 amino acids)
Molecular function (GO): oxidoreductase activity, acting on paired donors, with incorporation or reduction of molecular oxygen; iron ion binding; heme binding
Source: RefSeq, a predicted model, not a curated record